Plodia interpunctella (Indianmeal moth) is the source of this 1811-nucleotide messenger RNA. Its product is annotated as phosphatidylinositol N-acetylglucosaminyltransferase subunit H-like. Lineage: Eukaryota; Metazoa; Arthropoda; Insecta; Lepidoptera; Pyralidae. The coding region runs from base 109 to 717 and encodes 202 amino acids. Gene Ontology annotation, biological process: GPI anchor biosynthetic process. The record is from RefSeq and is a predicted model, not a curated record. Gene Ontology annotation, cellular component: glycosylphosphatidylinositol-N-acetylglucosaminyltransferase (GPI-GnT) complex. The transcript has 4 exons.
CAAACAAAAUAGUAAUACCUACUUGUGUAGAGUAUCAUCGAUUGUGUAGCUACCUACAUAAUAAUUUUGAAUGAAAUUGAAUUAAAGUUAAUAAAAUUAAAAUCUACCAUGACUUGUACCGAUAGAAUUAUCGAACACGACAAUGUUAAUGGAAUUGGUUUGGUGCUUUCGAUAGAUACAAGAAGUGGGUCGCCAAAUUCGCGACUCUUCACAAUCUCUUACAAAAAUAAAGAAAACAAGAGGUCUUGGCCAAAAGCCUCGCUGUUUAUGGCUAUUUUGUUAAAUAUUUUAGCUCUCUUUUAUACUAGGAUAAGUUUUACUGCAAUUUCUGUUAUUUUUAUUGUGUUAUCGUUCCUACUUUUCUUUUGGGUAACUCAUAGUGUUCAAUCAGAGAGUUUAUUAGUUAUUCCUACUGUGGGCAUACAAAGUUCAGUCAAAUAUGUAUAUGGAAGAGAAGACAACUUUAUACCCUGGUCGAGUGUGGAUGAUGUUGUUAUAAAUGAAGUUAUAAAAUUACAUCGUGUGCUGUACUACCUCACAGUAUUAGUUAAACCAAACACUCAAAAUUCCGAGCAUUCGGAGCCAAUCAAAUUAAUACCAUUAUUCAAGUACACAAAACCCCGGCUGGUGAUGCUGGAGGUGAUAUAUUCAGAAUUGCAAGCACUGCUGACCGAAACAAGAGACACAGUGGCAAAGGGCUCUGGCGAUCAAGGAUAGUAACAUGUACUAUGAUAGUAUUAUUAAAUAUGAUUCCCAUCUGUCAACUAUAGAUUAUUACUAAGAGAGUCAAUUUUGACGUUAACUUUAACCUACGCAGAAAAACGUUAAGUACGUUAUUUUAUCUUUACGUCAGCAGCGCGCCGGUUAAAAUCAACGUCAAAAUUGACGGUUCAACUCACCCUAUGUAUUUUUGUUACAUUUUUGGCAACAUAACUAAGAACUACUCAUAUUCCAAUUUCAUUUGUGUGUCUAGUCCAUUUCAUCUGUGUGCCAUGUAUCAUUAAAUAACUUUACCAUAGAUUAAUUUAUUUAUUUUCUUUUUAUAAACAAUAGUCAUGACUUUUAUCACCUACCUGUUAUCUAAGUAUUAAUUUACAUACUUGAUAAAUACAAGUAAAGUUUUCAUUAAUUUUUUAAAUAUUAAUAUGUUGUGAUAUGAUAGGUGCUCGAUUUAAGAGGCUACAUACGCACUAGCGCCACCAUUAUACAUAUUUUGAUCACUUUCUUUAUCUAUUAGUGAAAAAUAAUCUUAAUAAAUUAUGCUACACUAGGGAUUUUCUUAGAAAGUAUUAUAGUUUUUCAUUACACAAUGUAGUCAUAGUCACAGAUGAUAAGAGACAGUUUUAAAGUUUCGCCUAUUAUUGAUAAGAUUAGAAAUAAUAGACUGAGUUGAUGUGUUAUAUGUUGAGUAUGAUGAGUCACAGUUGGUUUUUAGUGUAGCAUAGUUAUUUAAGAUUUUAUUUUUCACCAAUAAGCACAAUAAAUUGGUAAAAGUGUGCCUUUUAUUAUCACGAAACAGUUCGCGUAACUUAGUUCGCGUAAUAUACUCGUAUACCGAAUGCCAGAUUCGGUAUCCGAGUAUUUUAUUUAAUUUCAUUGGUUUUUCCUUUCGGUAAAUAAAAGUUCUCAUACAAACUACGCAAUGUGAGCUCAGCGAUAGUGUGUAGCCGGCGUUUUAUUUCGUUAAUCACAUUUUCUUAUACAAUAGUUUUUACUAUAGUAAUUGUUAGUGAGAAUUGUAUUGUAACACAAAUUCAAAACGAAGUAUAUAUAUAUUUUUUUAAAGUAUUAAAAAAUGGCUUGAGCUUUAA